GUGCUCUUGGUUCAUGCGAUAUCUAAAAUGCUGUCCUCUUUGAUCUUUCUCCCUGUGCUUGGAGGUUUCGCCAAUGCCGCAAACCUCUGGGCCACGCAUUACAGUGGAACGGCGAACUGGCUUACAUUCGAUGGCUCUUCCUUGAAGGUGACUACCCAAUCAAGCACGAACAAUCGAAUGCCCAGUUGGAUCACAUACGACAAAGCAAACAAGGCAUUGUACCUUCCAGACGAGAACUUCUACUCUAACAGCGGAACUUUGGUAUCUUUCUCUGUUGGAUCCAAUGGAGCAUUGACGCAGACUGGGAAAGCGACAACUCCGAAAUCCGCUGUUGCAACAGCCCUGUACGGUGGCUCGGAUGGCAAAGGGUUCAUCGUGAACGCUCACUAUGACGCUUCGACAUUGACCACCUUUAAGCUGCCCCUGGACAAUGGACAGCCGCUUCAGACACUGAAGUUCACCAUGGCAAACAAGGGACCAAAUUCUCGACAAGACGUCCCACACCCCCAUCACGCUUUCACGGAUCCAACAGGAGCAUUUCUUCUAGUUCCUGAUCUUGGAGCUGAUUUGAUCAGAAUCUUCUCGAUUGAAAAGAAUUCCGGAAAGCUCACCGAAUGUGGAGGUGGCAAAGCUCCAGCGGGUGCAGGCCCUAGGCACGGGACGUUCUGGUCGCCGGCUGGCAGCACUUCCCGUGCUCGACGUGCGGCUUCGAAUCAGAUGCUUUUCGUAGCCAAUGAACUAGGAAACUCUAUUUCUGGAUAUGCCGUCUCGUAUCCCUCUGGAGGCGGCUGCCUGGCUCUGGCCUUGAAACAAACUCUUAAUCCAUACCAGAAUGAUGGAGCGGCUCCCAAAGGAACCAAGGUUGCUGAAGUGAAGACCAAGGAUAACUUCGUGUAUAUUGCCAACCGAAACGACAAAAAGUAUGGUGCACAAGAAGAUUCCAUUACGCAGUAUACCAUUGCUACAGAUGGCACUCUAACAUGGACCGACGUCACCUCUGCGCGUAGCUGGUAUCCCCGAACGUUUGACAUCAACAAGGCCGGGGACUAUGUCGCUAUAGGAGGUCAAACAACGGCUAAUGUGGCCAUCGUAAAGAGAGACACAACGACAGGUAAGCUUGGUGCGCUCGUCGCCAACCUCAGAAUCGGUGCAACAGGUACGCCCGAGAAUGAGGAUGGCGUCAGCGCAGUUGUAUGGGAUGAGUAG
Molecule: messenger RNA, 1206 nt
Organism: Periconia digitata
Lineage: Eukaryota; Fungi; Ascomycota; Dothideomycetes; Pleosporales; Periconiaceae
Source: the annotation of a GenBank genome assembly